UCCCUCUCAGCAACUCGCAGCAACACAGCGCACUCUGGAGCUACUUGAAACAGCUGGACCGAAGGACACGGCUGAAUUUCUUAGGAGGAAGACCUGACAAAAUGCUUCAUCAAUAACACCCGUGUUGGAGUAACCACGUAUUUUGCUUUGCUACUUCUUCAUUCCCUCCAUCCGAAAGGAAAGGAUGGAAAGGCAGGCUCUCAACCAAGGUGAAGGCAGAGCAGUGGAAGGUGCUGGGCCCACAGCAGCCCUGUUCCUAAGGCAAACCCAGACAAACCUCAGCGAGCUUCACAGAACUCCAACUCCUCGUACCAGCUGUGAAACAUCCCCUCAGCCCGCUUCUGACUGCACCCCUGAGGCACCCGGGACAGGCCACAGCUGGGGAAGCAAGGGCUGCUCGUUCCCUGGGCCUCACGGAGGGAAGCAGACCCGGCGGGGCAAAUCACAGAAACCGCACGGUGUGGCUGCCGGCGUCUCGGUGGAUGAGGAGAAGCAGCUCUCCAAGCAGCCCGGAGAAUGCGGAUGCAUUGUUGAAACAUUAAUGUGCUCUGGCUGCUCAAAGAUUCUUGGCCAUAUCUACAGGUGCACCCCAAAGCAUCUUGACUACAAGAGAGAUUUAUUCUCUCUGGAUAUUGACUCAAUUGAAAGUUACAUUCUAGGAUCCUCAGAAAAGAAAGCUCUUGCUGGUCAGGAACCUCUAACUCUUGAAAGUCGAGCUGUCUUGGAAGAGGUGCUACAAAGGGCAGACACUGUAUUACAGGCUCUGGAAACAAAAUUGACUGCUAUUGAAUCAAGUAUGGUUUCUCUUUGUAAUAAAGUUGGAAAGAAGUUGCAUCCUGGAGGUUUAACUGCAGGAAAAUGAUGUACGUGGAACUUGUCCCUGUCAUGCUUUGGAAUCUGUAGGAACACUGCAAAAGCUGUGCAAAGAACUGAAAGUCAGUGGUGGCUCAUUCUGUGGUAGAACAACACAGAGUCCUCUUCACCACAGACAAGAAGUUCCUCUCUUUACUGUUAAAAGGUUACUCCAUAAAGAAAUCAAAUUUAUUUUUUUAUCAGUUUUCUGUAGACCCCCUGACCUAUGUAAGUAUAUUUGUUUAAAUUUUCAUCUCUGAAAGCAAGGAUUGAAUAGCAGAGAGAUCAGGAGAGAAAUACGUUCUGAACUGGGUGGACUUCUUCCUAUGCCAGUACAAAAAAAGUAAUCCCUGUGAUGGCUGGCAGAACAAUAUACAAUAUUUUUCUUGUUUUCACUGCUUUUGCUUGAUGUGUGCUUAGAGAUGGGUGUGACACAAUAACUGUAUGGGGUGGU
Calypte anna (Anna's hummingbird) is the source of this 1306-nucleotide messenger RNA. It is a transcript of the gene MIS18A, whose product is annotated as MIS18 kinetochore protein A. The record is from RefSeq and is a predicted model, not a curated record. Gene Ontology annotation, cellular component: chromatin; nucleus; chromosome, centromeric region. Gene Ontology annotation, biological process: chromosome segregation; CENP-A containing chromatin assembly. The transcript has 5 exons. NCBI's taxonomy places the organism in Eukaryota, Metazoa, Chordata, Aves, Apodiformes, Trochilidae. The coding region runs from base 185 to 862 and encodes 225 amino acids.